ACAGCUCGAUCAAGUAGUUUGAUAUACCAGCAGUCCAGCACGAAAUAAGGAAAAAAAAAAUACAGUCUGAUAUAAUGGAGGAUAUUGUACACAACAAGAUCGAUAGAGAGAGCCUCAAACCUGGAGAUCACAUCUAUGCUUACAGACUUGCGCACACCUAUUCCCACCAUGGUAUCUACAUUGGGGGAGAUAGAGUGAUUCACUAUAACAGAACUCAACAAGCAAACAGAUGGAAUCGAGCGGAGCCAUGCAGGAAGUGCGAGCUUGACAGAAAUCACCUCCGAGGAGUUGUCAAGUCUUGCGUCGACUGCUUUCUCCAAGGCCACGCUCUUCGCCGCUUCCAAUACGGCGUUAAGGUCGUGCGCUACCUCGCCAGCUGGCACGGCACCUGCACCACGGGCCGUGCUGACCCACCAGAAGUCGCCAUCCGCCGUGCCAAUGAUCACUUAGACGGUCAUGGGUUCGGGGACUACGACUUGUUUGAGAACAACUGCGAGGCGUUUGCGGUGUUCUGCAAGACGGAGAAGGCCGUGAGCAGCCAGGCGUGGGCUGCCAUGUUGAUGUUGAAGGCCGGUGUGAAGAUAGGGAGGGACAGACUUCUUCAUGAUGUGAAGGUUCACUAUGGCCAGGAAAAGCACGACAAGUUGAAGCAGAUGAUUGAUAGCGCGCUCACUGGUAUCUCCUCGCUUAAAGAGUUGAUUGCCAAUCUUCAGAAGGAUCAGGCCGCGGAUUCAGUCGAGGAGGUCAUGGGAUCACCGGUGCAUGAGAUUUGAAUUGAUUUGAAAUUAAUUAAUAAGGAGGUCUAUGUUUCUGUAAUAUGUACGUGUGAGAUUUGGUAAUUGUUUAGGUAAUAGGUUAUUGAUUUAAGCAUAUUUAAUGUUGUAAUAUGUAUUUCAUUUUCUUGAUUGGUGUAAUUAAUAUAUGGGACAAUGCCCACUAGCUAUAAUUUUAAAAAUUUUAUUCUC
Molecule: messenger RNA, 965 nt
Organism: Fragaria vesca subsp. vesca
Lineage: Eukaryota; Viridiplantae; Streptophyta; Magnoliopsida; Rosales; Rosaceae
Exons: 2
Coding region: 75-773 (232 amino acids)
Source: RefSeq, a predicted model, not a curated record